GUCAGAGCGGAGCAGGAAACAACUGGGCAAAGGGCCAUUAUACGGAAGGUGCUGAAUUAGUUGAUUCUGUGUUAGAUGUUGUAAGAAAGGAGGCAGAAAGCUGUGAUUGUCUCCAGGGCUUUCAGCUCACUCACUCUCUCGGGGGUGGCACAGGCUCUGGCAUGGGUACCCUCCUCAUCAGCAAAAUCCGUGAAGAGUACCCAGACCGAAUUAUGAAUACUUUUAGCGUUGUCCCUUCCCCUAAAGUGUCAGACACUGUCGUAGAGCCCUACAAUGCCACCCUGUCGGUGCACCAGCUCGUGGAGAACACGGAUGAAACUUACUGCAUCGAUAACGAAGCCCUCUACGACAUAUGCUUCCGAACGCUGAAGUUAACCACCCCCACCUACGGGGAUCUGAACCACUUAGUGUCGGCCACCAUGAGCGGGGUCACCACCUGCCUGCGGUUCCCGGGGCAGGUCCCCGCCCACCUCCGCAUGGUGCCCUUUCCCCGCCUGCACUUUUUCAUGCCGGGCUUCGCCCCGCUGACGAGCCGCGGCAGCCAGCAGUACCGCGCGCUCACCGUGCCCGAGCUCACCCAGCAGAUGUUCGAUGCCAAGAACAUGAUGGCCGCCUGCGACCCCCGCCACGGCCGCUACCUGACGGUGGCCGCCGUUUUCAGGGGCCGUAUGUCGAUGAAGGAGGUGGACGAGCAAAUGCUUAACGUGCAGAACAAAAACAGCAGCUAUUUCGUUGAGUGGAUCCCUAAUAACGUUAAAACGGCUGUCUGUGACAUUCCACCUCGCGGCCUCAAAAUGUCGGCCACCUUCAUCGGGAACAGCACGGCCAUCCAGGAGCUGUUCAAACGCAUUUCUGAGCAGUUCACGGCCAUGUUCCGCCGAAAGGCUUUCCUGCACUGGUACACGGGCGAGGGCAUGGACGAGAUGGAGUUCACAGAGGCUGAGAGCAACAUGAACGACCUGGUGUCUGAGUAUCAGCAGUACCAGGAUGCUACAGCCGAGGAGGAGGGGGAGUUUGAGGAGGAGGCUGAGGAGGAGGCAGAGUAAGAGCUAUGCAGAUUGAACACCUGUAAAUUUUGUUUAAAGCUGUAUGAACUCCUUCAUUCAAACCUUCCCUGUCUUGUGUUGUGUUCUUCUUCCUGUUUCAAAGUCACUUCAGAUGCUGUACAGGCACCAUUAAAGCAUUUUUCACAGUGCAAAA
This is a messenger RNA of Merops nubicus (carmine bee-eater), 1200 nucleotides long. Its product is annotated as tubulin beta-4B chain. Gene Ontology annotation, cellular component: cytoplasm; microtubule. The transcript has a single exon. Gene Ontology annotation, biological process: microtubule cytoskeleton organization; mitotic cell cycle. Gene Ontology annotation, molecular function: structural constituent of cytoskeleton; GTPase activity; GTP binding. The record is from RefSeq and is a predicted model, not a curated record. Lineage: Eukaryota; Metazoa; Chordata; Aves; Coraciiformes; Meropidae. The annotation marks the transcript as partial.